AUGUUUUGUGUCUACGACACUACAGGGGAGAAACUUCUGCCCUUUACUAUUGGGUUUGCCUCCCGUCCUUGCUGCUUUACAAAUGGUCCUCCAUCCAAUUAUGGCUUUGAUUAUGCCUCCAAUAAGAAGGCAUGGAUGACGGCCAAGCUUUGGCAAGCAUAUCUUGAACGUCUUAAUGCGCAAAUGGAAUCCCAAGGUUGCCGGAUCCUUUUGCUUUGUGAUAACGCCAGCUCUCACAAACAUGAUCCAGCGCGCACUCCCAACAUUGAAGUUUACUACCUGCCUCCAAACCUUACGUCUUGGAUCCAGCCUAUGGACGCGGGUAUUAUCCGCAACUUCAAGUCUAACUAUCGCUGGCUCCACACCAAGUUUGUCCUUGAUUGUGAGGCAGCUGGUAUGUUGAAUCCUUACAAGGUUCAUCAGCUGGACGCAAUGUGUUUGUCACAGCAAGCAUGGGACAAAGUCUCCGCAUCAAGCAUCCGGAAUUGCUGGCAACACACUGGUAUUCUUCCCAAGCUCUGGGAAGUCGAGCGCCAGUUGUCUAAUGUUUCUCUUUAA
Rhizoctonia solani is the source of this 558-nucleotide messenger RNA. Its product is annotated as tigger transposable element-derived protein 6. Gene Ontology annotation, molecular function: DNA binding. Lineage: Eukaryota; Fungi; Basidiomycota; Agaricomycetes; Cantharellales; Ceratobasidiaceae. The record is from RefSeq and is a predicted model, not a curated record. The coding region runs from base 1 to 558 and encodes 185 amino acids. The transcript has 3 exons. Gene Ontology annotation, cellular component: nucleus.